Molecule: messenger RNA, 846 nt
Organism: Kuraishia capsulata CBS 1993
Lineage: Eukaryota; Fungi; Ascomycota; Pichiomycetes; Pichiales; Pichiaceae
Exons: 1
Coding region: 1-846 (281 amino acids)
Biological process (GO): positive regulation of transcription by RNA polymerase II
Molecular function (GO): DNA-binding transcription factor activity, RNA polymerase II-specific
Source: RefSeq, a predicted model, not a curated record
AUGAGUACCGCUGCCGAUCUCAAGCCCGGUGCCGCUUUACCGCCUCGCAAACGUGCUCGCACACAAGAGGAGAAGGAGCAGCGCCGAGUUGAGCGAAUCCUGCGUAACCGCAGAGCGGCUCACGCAUCGCGCGAGAAGAAGCGGAAACACGUCGAGUUUCUGGAGGAGCACGUGAACCGUUUGGAAGACUCCAUUUCGGUGUACCGUUCCAACGAGGAUCGUCUCAAGGAGAUCCAGACGGAGUUGAUCUCCCGUCUUUCCAAACUUGGGGGAGACGUUUCGGAUCUGGACCUCACGCUGACACCUGUAAUUGUGGUGGAUCGUGUUGGCAGACUUGAGAUGGAUGAAGAUGAUGAGUCUGAUCUAGACGACGAUACUAGACCCGCAAAAGAAGUCAAAUCGGCAAAACUUCAACCAAAAGAGCCCCAGUUCACAGUGCCUAUCAAGAGGAAGCCCGAGGACUACUAUCUCUCGCCUCCACUGUCAAAUCUGGACUCUACAUCGCCUUCUAACUUUGUGUUGAAGCUAGAAGGUGAAGACGAUAUCACGUCGAACUACUACAAGAGCCCACUCCCACUCUUCGAUGAGGAGGACUUGAUUGUCCCUUCGAACUUGGAGCUAAAACACUCGAGCCAUCCCGAGAUGGCCGAGAACGAAGAUUCGGAAGAACAACUGUUGUCAGGUUUAACGAAGACGGAUUCCAAUCGGUUGCAUCAUCCAGCAGUGAUGAUCGUACACAAGGAAAUUUACGGCAAUGGUCGUUUUCACAGAGGGAUUGAGACAGCGGACCUGGUACAAGUUUGGCGACACGAAGAAACUCUAACACCGUUCAGAGAGCAAGGCUAA